AUGCGCGGUCCGGGAUUCGAACCCGGGAACUCUCACUGUCAGGUGGCAAGGGCCCCAGCCCGACAACGAACACCCGUUGCGCGCAUCCCUCUGUGCUCUAUGUUCACCCUGGGCUUUGCUUAUACUGCCGUAUACGCGAAUGGCCUCAUCCCAACAAUCACCCAGAUUCCGAACGUACCGCCGCCGCGAGCGCAUGACCUGCCGUCCAGCCCCGGCCUUCCUCUUGCGCGAUGCCAAUCUCUAGUGGGCGUUACCCAAGGAAGAAGAUCGAGGGCGUGCAAUAAGGCAUAUACCGUCCUGGCAGUAUACAUGCGCGACACAGGAGCUCUCGAGGACCGCAUUGAGCAGUUGACCAAGGUCCAGCGCGGCGCCAACGACGGGUUGAACAAGCUCGACAACAAGUGCAAGGCAGAUGGCUACGAAGCGGCCAAGCAUCUUCUAUCACAUGAGUUCAACAGGUUCUCGUGGGUGGCAGAGGCGCCUCAGGGAGUUGAGCAUUACUGCUCCAAGAGAGCAUCUGCGAUCGGGCAUUUCUACUCGAAGGCGAUCGAGAGUGGGCACGCCGACGCAAUCGACUGGGAAAGACUGGAUUGGAACCUCCCUCUGCUCGGACCAUUCUUUUGUCUGCCUGAAAACAAGACUGACCGCCAGUCCACUGCCAGUUCUCCUCGUCCUGUCUUUCGCUUUGUUCUGGGUACUUUCAACCCGAUCCUUACCCACUUCGGUGUAAGACUACCCGACCCAAGUGCAAGCCUUGCGCAGGCCACUGCCGCCAACAGAAGCCACGACUGUUACCCUGAGGGAUUCAAGGACGUGAUGAUGAGAUUCUAUAAUCCCGGCCUGAGUCGCGAGCACAAGCUCGCCAAGAAUUACACCAACGCUGCUGGCCGCUGGCCUAAUUUUGAGAUGAAGGACAUAGCCUGUUUACUGUAUGCCUCGUGGUAUGACGUCUGGCACCAAGUUUACCAACGCCGGAAAUAUACCGACCCUCUCGAAUGGACUCAUCAUCAACAUGAAUCUAUCCACAACAAGGACCUCCCCUCAGUUUGGCAUGCGAAGCCAACAAAGCGCAUCUUCCCACCGGGCCGCCCGUCAUAUCUCACGGUCCACUGA
Messenger RNA from Sordaria macrospora k-hell, 1113 nucleotides. RefSeq lists its product as uncharacterized. NCBI's taxonomy places the organism in Eukaryota, Fungi, Ascomycota, Sordariomycetes, Sordariales, Sordariaceae. The record is from RefSeq and is a predicted model, not a curated record.